Messenger RNA from Plasmodium vivax (malaria parasite P. vivax), 1113 nucleotides. RefSeq lists its product as hypothetical. Lineage: Eukaryota; Apicomplexa; Aconoidasida; Haemosporida; Plasmodiidae. The coding region runs from base 1 to 1113 and encodes 370 amino acids. The transcript has a single exon. The record is from RefSeq and is a predicted model, not a curated record. Gene Ontology annotation, biological process: DNA catabolic process. Gene Ontology annotation, molecular function: nucleic acid binding; endonuclease activity.
AUGAGAAACCCAAUCCAGGCGCUCCUCCUCUGUGCACUGCCCCUGAUUCAAAGAGUAGCCAGCUGGUCGGACGAACCGCACAUGCUCAUAGCGUACAUCGCAUACGAGAACUUAAACGACAAUGAAAAGGCAACCAUCGAUCGAAUCUUCGCACACAGUCACGAUAAAGAUUUUGAUAACAUCAUAAGUGCAGCAACAUGGCCAGAUCACAUAAAAACUCCGGACCCCAGGAGAUCCCAUCAUUCAUUCCCAUUCGAAAGAAGCGAAAUUCUAGAUAUCUUUAACGACUGGCAUUAUGUAAAAACGCCUUACAAUCCCACGAAGGUGCAUUUGCCUCCCAAGCAUUUGUAUGGCCAUAAGGGGAAGCAUAACGCAGCAGGAAUUACCAAGCAUAUUUACAGGACCUUGGUCAGCAUUAAGAAGAAGCCCAAGUAUGGUUCCUACUAUUCCUAUAAUUUCUACUUAAAGUAUUUCAUCCAUUUAUUUGCUGACAUUCACCAGCCAUUGCAUACGCUUAAUUUUUUUAAUGGGCAUUUAAUUAAUGGAGACAAGGGAGGAAAUGACAUUACAGUGACGUAUGGAGGCCUCAACGGAAAUAUACAUUACCUAUGCGAUAGUAUCUUUAACUCUAGGAGGAAAAAGUGGCCCACUGUAGACGUACAAAAACUUAAGAGGGAUGCUACCACCUUGAUGAAUUCUUUCCCUGCUCAUGCAUUUAGGAGCCAGCUAAGAAUCCCCAGAGACAAAAUUGCAUACAUAGACACCAUUGUGCACCAGGCCUACGAGUUGGCUCUCGAAUAUGUUUAUAAUAAAUUACCCAUGCAUGAUUUAUCAAAAGACAAAAUAUUUCCCGUUAGUAAAAUGUUCGUGACGCAGCUGAAGAAUGUGCUCAACCAUCAGAUGGUUUUGGCUGGCUACAGGUUGGCGCAGUAUUUAAAGGACAUCCUCGAAAAUGUUCCCGACGAUUUGAAGGGUCAAGACAAUUCUGCAGAUAUCCAGCACAGUGGCGGCCGCUCGAGUCUAGAGGGCCCGCGGUUCGAAGGUAAGCCUAUCCCUAACCCUCUCCUCGGUCUCGAUUCUACGCGUACCGGUCAUCAUCACCAUCACCAUUGA